AUGGCGCCUGCAGCUCUGACGGGCUUCCUUGCCCUGUGUGCCUGGCUUCUGCUGACAUCUGGCUUUGCUGGAGCCGGCAAGCUGCUGGUUGUACCCAUGAGCGGGAGUCACUGGCUCAGCAUGCGUGUCGUGGUGGAGAAACUCAGCCAGAGGGGGCACGAGGUGGUGGUGGUCAUGCCCGAGGUGGGUUGGCACCUGGACAAAUCCCCCAACUACACAGUGAAGACUUACUCAACUUCUUACUCGCUGGAGGACCUGAGUCGUGAGUUCUCCCUCUUUGCUGAUAAUCACUGGAAAACUCAAGAGUCAGAGUUAUUCUUUUUAUUUGAUAACUCAGCCAGCCGUGUGUUUGAAUUCUUUUUUUCCCAUUGUAAGAGUCUGUUCGGUGACAUGAACUUAGUAGAGUUCAUAAGAGACAGUGCUUUUGAUGCAGUGUUGACAGAUCCUUUUGAUAUGUGUGGCUUGAUUGUGGCCAAGUAUUUCUCACUCCCAUCUGUGGUCUUCGCCAGGGGAGCAUUUUGUCAUUACCUUGAUGAAGGCACGCAGGCCCCUAGCCCAAUUUCUUAUGUUCCCAGGUCUUUCCUAAGGCUCUCAGACAACAUGACCUUCUGGGAGAGAGUAAGAAACCAAAUCUUCUUUUUGGAGGAGCACUUGUUUUGUCAUUAUUUUGUCAAAGGUGCUUUAGAAAUUGCCUCUGAGAUUUUGCAACAGCCAGUCACAGCAUAUGACCUCCACAGCCACACGUCAAUUUGGUUGUUGCGAACUGACUUUGUUUUGGACUACCCCAAGCCUGUGAUGCCCAACAUGGUCUUCGUAGGAGGCAUCAACUGUGAGCAGAGAAAGCCUCUGAGCAAGGUGAGUCACCUCUCCUUGAGCCCCUAA
Molecule: messenger RNA, 882 nt
Organism: Elephantulus edwardii (Cape elephant shrew)
Lineage: Eukaryota; Metazoa; Chordata; Mammalia; Macroscelidea; Macroscelididae
Gene: UGT1A8
Product: UDP glucuronosyltransferase 1 family, polypeptide A8
Exons: 1
Coding region: 1-882 (293 amino acids)
Molecular function (GO): UDP-glycosyltransferase activity
Source: RefSeq, a predicted model, not a curated record